Messenger RNA from Bombus huntii, 412 nucleotides. RefSeq names its product venom serine protease Bi-VSP-like. The record is from RefSeq and is a predicted model, not a curated record. Gene Ontology annotation, molecular function: serine-type endopeptidase activity. The transcript has 2 exons. NCBI's taxonomy places the organism in Eukaryota, Metazoa, Arthropoda, Insecta, Hymenoptera, Apidae. Gene Ontology annotation, biological process: proteolysis. Bases 18 to 305 code for a protein of 95 amino acids.
CACGACGUAAUGCAUUAAUGGAAGUACAAAUGCCAGUGAUUAAGAACGCCGAAUGCAAAAUAGCUUAUUCCAAAUUUCCUAAUGCACCUGAUAUCACUGAUGGUAUAAUAUGCGCCGAACAUGCUCAGGGUGGAGAGGAUUCUUGUACGGCUGACCGCGGCGGAUCACUGCUGAUACAACAUGAAUUAACCUCGUAUUUAAUAGGUAUUGUGUCUUAUGUUUAUAAGUGCGGCACAGCUGGGUAUCCCAGCGUUUACACUAGGGUCACAUCGUACCUUGACUUCAUUCUCCAAGCGAUGCAAUAAUAUGAUAUUACUGUUCCAUAAAUAUCAUUGUGUAAAAAACGUAAAGUUGGAUUUUCUUAUUGUGGAGAUAAGAAACAGCUCAAAUUUACAUUGUUUUGUACGUUACA